CCUCAUCGUAAAUUUUGUUUCGCAUCAAGAGAGAGCCGCAAAAAUACGCAGAACUGCACAACAAUGUUAGUGCUUGAUUUGAGUAUUCCACCGCUGCUUUCUGAGUGGACGAUCUGAACAUUUUUUUCUUUUUUUUUUUAACUAAUUAAUUGAUUCAAUAGAAUGAAGUCAAUAGUGAUUCUACUGGUAUCUGGUUUGUCGUCUAUAAUAAUUGCUGAUGCGAUUGACAAUAGUAGAUACUUGAAAUUAGAAUUGGUUCAAGUGCUUUUCAGACAUGGAGCUCGAACUCCCAACAAUGUCGAGAUAAAUACUAAUAACUACACGCUGGCUGAAAUGUACGCGCCGUUGGGUCUCGGACAGCUGACCAACAAGGGGAAGCAGCAAGAAUACGAAUUUGGAAGAUUCCUGAGAAAACGAUACGACGAUUAUCUCGGAACUAGCUACAAAUCCAAAGAUGUGUACACUUAUUCGAGUACGUCAGCUCGUACGCAAAUGUCACUUCAAUUGGUGCUCGCUGGGCUUUAUCCUCCUUCGGAUUCUGAAAUAUGGAAUCCUCGCUUGAAGUGGUCCCCAAUACCUUAUGAACAAGUCCCCUUCGAGUCGGACGUUCUUUUAGAAAGUUACAAAACUUCCACGUUUAGAAAGCAUAUGACCCGAGCACUUGACUCUGAUCAGUUCAAAAGGAGACUGGCAAAGUUCUCUGAUUUUUUUAAGUUUGUAGAAGAGAGAACGAUUAUAAAAAAUAUUGAUUCUUUUUGGACGACGCACUCAACAUUCGACAUUCUAAUUGCGAACGAGUUCAUGAACAUGCCGUUGCCUGACUGGUACACGCCGGAAGUGCGAGAGAAAUUUUUGGAAGCAGGAGAAAUUCUGAGGGACGCAAUGAUCGCUACGCCAAAAAUGAAGAGAAUCGGGGUUGGACCGCUCGCCAAAGCUUUCACUGAAAAUAUGAAUCAUGAACGAAUGAUCGUUAACCCGAAAAAGUUAUACUUGUACAGUGCUCACGAGGCAAAUAUAUCGAUGUUCGUUAAGGCACUCAACAUCAAUGAAUUGAAAUACAUACACUUUGGAAGUGCUUUGAUAUUUGAACAAUUGAGAGAUCUCGAAGACAAAGUUUACGUCAGACUCCUCUUUUGGAACGGCGCUGGAAAUUUGUCGGCGUUGAAAUUGAGCAACAAAGAAUUUUGUCCGAUCGGUGACUAUUUGAAAAUUGUGGAUAGCAUAAUACCGUCGGACACUGAAAUUAAUGAAAUGUUAAGAAUUAUGAAAUAGAUUGGAGGCUGUUCAAGACGAAGCAGUAAAGCUCGUGAUUUCGAUAAAAAUUCCUCAACCCAAUUAAAAUAUCAAA
Molecule: messenger RNA, 1348 nt
Organism: Phymastichus coffea
Lineage: Eukaryota; Metazoa; Arthropoda; Insecta; Hymenoptera; Eulophidae
Product: venom acid phosphatase Acph-1-like
Exons: 6
Coding region: 163-1272 (369 amino acids)
Biological process (GO): dephosphorylation
Molecular function (GO): phosphatase activity
Source: RefSeq, a predicted model, not a curated record